This is a messenger RNA of Strongyloides ratti, 1470 nucleotides long. Its product is annotated as Trissin receptor. Gene Ontology annotation, molecular function: G protein-coupled receptor activity. Lineage: Eukaryota; Metazoa; Nematoda; Chromadorea; Rhabditida; Strongyloididae. Gene Ontology annotation, biological process: G protein-coupled receptor signaling pathway. Gene Ontology annotation, cellular component: plasma membrane. The transcript is spliced from 4 exons. The record is from RefSeq and is a predicted model, not a curated record. Bases 1 to 1470 code for a protein of 489 amino acids.
AUGGAUUCGUCAUUGAAUCCAACCUACUCUCCUGAUUACAUUAAUUUUUCAAAUGAAGGGCAGUUAAUGGGAGAGGAGAGCUACGAAAACGAAGAAUCACUUUUAGAUAGACCUCUAAUAAGAAACUUUCUAAUUAUAGCCUAUAUAAUAGUCUUUUUAUUUUGUGUUAUUGGAAAUAUAUUAAUUUUAACAGUUAUAAUAACAAAAAAAUCUAUGCGAACAAUAACUAAUUUUUUGUUGGGCAAUUUAGCUGUGGCAGAUUUAUUAGUUGGAAUAUUUUGUGUUGUUCAAACAGGUUUUCAUUUUUUACACUCAGGACAUUCACAAUGGAUAUUUGGUAAAACAAUGUGCCAUUGUUAUUUGUAUCUUGUUAAUAUGAUACCAAAUCUUUCUGCUGGAAUAUUGGUUCUUUUAUCAGUGGAACGAUUUAUUGCUGUUGUUAGGCCAAUGCUUGUUCAAGAUAUCAUGACAUCUCGAGUACUUUUAAUGUCAACAGCAUUAGUAUGGACAUUUUGUAUAAUUAUGAAUCUUCCUUAUCUUAUAGCUGUUCAAUAUAUAUCACAUGAAGAUCCUGAAACAGGAAUACAUAUGGCAAUUUGUACAAGAAAACAUUUUAUGUUAUUUGAUAUUAAUAUUCUUAAAGUUGUAUCUAUAUUAAAUUUAAUAGUAUGGUAUAUUAUUGCUUUAUUAAUAUUAUUAAUAAUUUAUAUAUCAAUUGGACAUAUAAUGAUGAAGUCUUCUAGAAAAUAUGGUAGAGAUAAUUAUCCAUAUAAAGAUAUUAAAAUUUCUAUAACUGCCCAGGAUGGAACAAUUAUUCAUAAGAAUAAUUUUAAUACUCCAUUACUUGAAAAAAAUGGUCAAAAAUUUAGUACUAAUAAUACAGGAAUUGAAAAAAAAAGAUCAUCAUCAAAAAACAUCACAUCCGAGUCAUUUGAUACUAGGAGAAGAGUAAUAAAACUUGUUGCACUUCUCGUAAUAUCUUUUGCUGUUUUAAAUAUGCCUCGUUAUAUUUACUUAACUUGGUCCAUUUUUCGUGAUGUUAAUUCACCUCGAUGUUUAGAUUGUCUUUUGACACUUCUCCAUCCAAUAACUUUUUUGUUGAUGUUUGUUAACAGUGCAAUUAACCCAAUACUUUAUGCAUUUUUAUCACAAAGAUUUAGAAACGCUAUUAGUGACACUUUGACAUGUUACAAUGAAAGAGAAAAGAAGAAAAAAAAAGUAUUGGAAAAUUUACGUUUUACUAGAUUUAAUACGAAAGAAAAUAAUUUUAGUGGUUCAUUUGGGGGAUUACCUACAAUGAAUGUUCAAGGAACUUCACCAAAUUUAAAUAAUGCAAGAAAAUCUGUUUCAAUUACUUUUAAUUCAAAAAUUAAUAUAAAUCAAAAUAGUAGACUGCCAUUAAAAAUACCACAAGCGGGUUUUAAUAUGAAACAAGAAGAGAAAGUUUAUCAAAAUCAAUUUUAUAAUUAG